Monomorium pharaonis (pharaoh ant) is the source of this 11818-nucleotide messenger RNA. RefSeq names its product facilitated trehalose transporter Tret1-like. Gene Ontology annotation, molecular function: transmembrane transporter activity. Gene Ontology annotation, cellular component: membrane. The transcript has a single exon. NCBI's taxonomy places the organism in Eukaryota, Metazoa, Arthropoda, Insecta, Hymenoptera, Formicidae. The record is from RefSeq and is a predicted model, not a curated record. Bases 5884 to 7488 code for a protein of 534 amino acids. Gene Ontology annotation, biological process: transmembrane transport.
AUAUAUGUUUUAAAUAAAAAUAUAAAUAAAUAUAUUAAAAUUCAAAUAAUAUUGAUUAAUUUUUUUAUUAGUUUCUGCUAAUAAUGAACUUAAUACAUUUGAGAAAAUUUAUUAGGAUUAAACGAAAAGUAUGAUUCACUAUAUUGAGACACAAUAUAAACAAGAAAUAUUUAACAUAUUUAAUUUUCUAUAUGUUAUACACGAUAUUUUUAUGUAAUUGUAAGAAAAGCUGUAAUAAUAUUGUUAAUUAUUUUAUUGCAAUAUUCUCUUAUUUUUUGGAAACUAAAUGUUGCUUAAUAUUGAUGUUGAUAAAAACAUAAACUGUUUAGAUAAUUAAAGAAGCAAAAAUUUGUACUUUAUACACGUAUCUGUACUUAUCACGUAUGUGUGUUUUUCUGUAUAAAUUGUGUUAAAAAUGAAUCUAAUUUAAUUUAAUUGAUAUAUGGUCAUUUUACAUUGUUUUGCAUCUUGUGGAACAAUAUAAUAUAAUCGACAUAAAAUAUUUUAUAUCAAAAUCUUUUAGGAAUUCUUACAUACAUUAACAUGAAUAUUUAUAUGUACAAGUAACUCAUAUCAAAGAAAAAGAAAAGGAAAAUGUAACCUAUCGUUUCAAAUUUGAGAUAAUUUCAGACACUCACUUUUGGUUAUAUUAUGAAAACAUUAACUUUAUUACAAAAUAUGAAACAAUAUUAUAAAAACUCUUACUCCAUGUAGGACGGUAACAGAAGACACUUUCUAGUUUAAAUUCAUGUUUUUAAAAAUAUAGUUUUAUUUUUAACUUUUGUUUAAGACAUAUUAUCCAAACAUAAAGUAGUGUGCGUCAGUAUUGGUGACUUUUCUCUAUAUAAUGUAUCAAUGUUCUAGGUUUUCAAACUAUUGGAUCUCAAUAAUAUAUUUUAAUUUUUUUUUGUGUCACUAUGUAAUUACUUUUUUCAAAUUUUUUGCCAAUGACUGUUAACGCAUAUAAGAAGCGUGUGAUAACAGAGCGUCUUUUUAUCUUGUAUCGCAUAUUCAAUGAUAAUCGUCAUUACAGAUGAAACAUUUAUACUAUACAUAUUUUUUCAAAUAUGCUCGCAAAUGUUCUUUAUCUCGUUUUUUGUUGCAAUAAAACCUCCGAUAUUGCGAGAAAAUUUUUGCUCAUCUCCGAGAAGUCUCGACGAAACAAUGGGAUUUAUAAAACAAUUAUUUUGCCAUCUGGUGGCACGACUCAUAUGUUGAACAUUGUUUAUUAAAUGUAUCAGAAGUAAAAGAUAUAUUGUAUUAGAUAUCGUUAUAAAGUGGAGGAUGUGUUAUGAAUCUAUGGAGAAAUUGGUAGCCCGAGCAAUAAACAAUAGCCGAUUUUUUUUUUUUUAUGUUUAAAUUAAUCCAAAAUUUUUUAAAAAGUUUUAGUGAAUUAAUGUUCAGACAAUACGAAACAUAUAAAAUAAAUGGCAAAGAACGAUUUGCAUGUUGAACAAUAUUUUUUUCGUAUCAAUCUGCUCGUAUCAAUGUUUAUGUACACGAAGUAUUUUGUGUUAAAACGUUUCACAUUCAUAAAUAUUGAUUUCUCCGUGGAGGAAAAAGGAUUAACUUAUUACUUUAUUUAUGAACGAAUUUUGUAUAGCUUUUUAAAUGUAAUUUUUGUCAAAUGUUUGUAAAAUGUUCAAUAUAUUAUACGGUUUUAUGUAUUUUUAAUUAAAUGUACGUUUAGAGUGUGUAAACCACCUAUUUAUAAUGCGAUUCGAAAUCGCGACAAGUAAUAAAAAUUUUAUAACAUUUUAAUUAAUUGUUUUAACAGACAUUUGUGGUCUCAUAAUUUUUAUUGUUUAUACAUUUUCUGAUUUUGUUCCGUGAUCCUUACGUUAGUCUUGCAUUUUUAUUUUUAAAUCCCAUGAUUCGUGUAAGUCCUUGAUCGAUUAACCAGUUUCCACAGAUUUCCACGUCGCAUAGUUACUAUAAAAAGAGAGCAUUCAUGCGAGAACUUAUAAAGAGUACGAUGUUUGACCAUCGAAAAGGAUCUGAAAGCCUUUUUUUUUUUUACUUUCUACAUCAUGUCUCGGUAUCCCCAAGGAAAGUUAGUAUAUCCAUUUUCGCGACCUUCAUCAUUUGCUUCCUUCCUGUUAUCUCUAUCGCGUAGGAACUUUCCUCUUGGUCGUUCUAAUAGAAGUGCCUUUUUUUCUUCACCUGAAACCCCAAACAAAUACAUCUCGUGCGAGUUGUUUUUUCUCAGCUCCGGAACGCAUCAAUCUCCCUCUACGCGCGGGCCUAUUCGACGGGGUGACUUUCUCGAAGCUUUUAGUCGUUAGGUGUGUUAUGCGAACAGAACGUUUCGGAACAGACAGAUGUUCUACUGAUGGCAGACAAAUAUAUUGGCAAAAUCAGUAUACAUAUCCUCUGAAAAUGAAAAUUUAAAUUAAAAGUUAAUAAUAUUCCUCUGAUUAAUUAUUCGCAUUACAUUUGCAUUAAAUUCGUGGAUGCAAAUAUUAUAUUAAUUAUUUAUUUUGGGGAUAAAAUUUCGCGGGUUUAUAUGAAUUAAGAAUUCAAUGACGGUCAUAUUAUUCUCGUAAUAUCAUCACUUACUAUGUCAUAAUAAGCGCAAAUAAUGGCAGGAAGCAUUUCAUGGAGAUUUCAUUGUUGCGAAAAGACGUGCUUUCGAAGCCUGCAAUCAUUUCUCAAGAGUUCGUCAACAUUCAUCUACGACAGCCCUGGUCUUCCUACUCGACAUGCACUCUCAUAAGAGCAUCCACCGUUAAAUAAGUCUCUCUCUUGUAUACGGGGCUGAGAGAAGAGGCGACGAGUGAAACUUAUAUUAAACCUUAGAAUUACCUGAGGUCUUUCAGAAAUUUCUCCCGAGAUUGCGCUUAUAAAUUUUCUGCCAAAUUUCGGUACUUUCUAAUAAGAAGCCUUCGUAAACAUUAUAUCGUAAAAAUUAUGCUGACGAUAUUGCAGUCUUCUCGCAGUCUUCUGUUCAUUUUAUAAGAACGUUUAAACAUAUAUAUACGUAUAUGUAUAAAUAUAAUAUGUAUAUGUGUUUUAGACAUGUAUAUAUGUAUAUGAUAUAUGUACAUUUCGAAACAAUGAAAUGAGGUUUUCAGGAUAUGAAUUUAUUUAAUACUAAUACAUUUUUUAUUACUAAUUUGAUAUUGAUUUCCGUUGUUUUUAUCACAUUACCAUUACACUUAUUAUUAGAUUCUGCUCUCGUAAAAUUGCAAUUUUGAUUCUCACUUCUUUUUUUCAAGUUCAUCAAAAUGCACUCGCAAGCUCCUUGUUCUUCGUAGAUUUCAACGAGUACUCUCGUAAAAGUGUUUGCCUAAACAAGUCGCUUAAAUAAGUCCUCUUUCUAACGUCGAAAUACAGGGGUAACGAGACUUUUGAGAGUCCUCGACAUUAAAAGGCGUAUCUCGUAUGCGACGUGAGCCAAAGUGAAUGAACAGCAGGCACAUUGCGACAGAAUAUUUACCGUAUAUCAAAGAGUUAGAAAUCCGGUAAUAGAAUUGGCGGAAAUUUGCCAGGUUCACUAUUUGCCCUUUCGAUCUCUUGAUUUCUAUUGGUUUACUGAUUGCCUUCGCGUUGUGAGAAUUUUAACUAUCGACCCGCCCUGAAAUACGCGAAACUUACAGGUAAAGUCUCAAACGAAGCCAAUAGAAAGAAGAUUUCUUUCCUUCACUUCCGAGAAAAUUAAAUCAGACUCGCAGAAGUAAUUUCUUUAGGGCUUUUAUUUCAGCAUGUAUCUUAACAAAAGGACGAAAACAAAUGGUAAAAACAUAAAAGAACGUUUUCCCCCCUUUUUUUUACAUAAUUUUUUAUAGUCUUUAUUGUACCGUAAUUUCUGUAAAGAAGAGAGAAUGGUAUAAAUUCACAUUUUGUACGGAUAAGAAUUAUUUGAAAUUAAUGGCGGAAAUUAGCAGUGAAAACAGUGCAAAAGGGUUUAAUUGCACUCGAAACACCAAAAACGUGUUAAAUAUCUCCCGCUUGGCAUUACUGCUUUCCUCUCUCUAGCAAAGCCGUUAGUUUUUAAUUGUCAGAACAAGCGCACGAUGCAUUGUGGAACACCGAACCGAACUAACUCGACCCUCAUCCUCGCGCGGACGCGCGUAUCCUCAUUCGAAAGAUAAAUAACGCGAAAAUCGCAUUUGGCUGCCGUCCAAAAUACGAAACACCCCGUCGCUCGAGCGACGAGGGGUGCGUAUUAAAUUCACGGCUCUCAAAUUUCUGCGGCCACUCCGAAUCAUUUAAAUCCCUUUUCAGCUAGUUAAAAUACCACGCGUAUUCCGAGGCGCCGCGACACAAUUAUUUUGCGCGAACACGGCGGGUGAUGUGCGGAAAUUUCAGUUUCAUUUUCAAUUGCCAAGGCGUAUACGUGUGUUACGCAUGCGUCUAAUUUUCUACACGGCAGAACGGCGAAUCGGCUUAACUAUUUCGACACGAUACACGAAUUAUUUCGAUUUGAAUUUGCUGUGUGGGAAGACGUGGGAUUAAAUCUUUGUAGUAUACAUGAAUCUCGGAUUUUUUCAGUUGUUAGAUGACAAGAAACGGAAGAAAAUAAAUUGCUUAACACUUAAUAAAUAAGCAGAGAUAUAUUCUUUUCUAUUCUUUAUGUAUAAAACUCGAGUUUUUCAAGGUAUUAUUAAUUUUAUACAACAUAUAAUUAAUGGAUCUUUUGCUGCUUUCCAUUUACAUCAAAACUCGGAUAAUUCUAACUUGUGAUGUCAUAACUCAGUUAAAUGCAUGGUCCUUUUGCAUUCUCACAAGUGAGAUUCAACUGAGUUUUUUCCUACGAUCUGAGCAAUUUCAAGACCGUAUGCUUUACUGAGUCUUGCAUACUCACUUUGGAAGUGAGGUUAUAUAUUGAGAUAAUUUUGUCAUUAAAAUAAGCGAUCACUUGCAUGUUUCUUUAAAUCACUGAAUAAUGACGUCACUACGUGAGUAUAAAAUACAUUACUGAGUGAUUCAGUCUCACUUUCAGAUAAAUGGAAAGCAGCAUUUGUCUUACAAAUUUUUAUGACAUUUUUCAGAUAAAUUUAAAAAAUACGAAUUUUACAUAUUUAUAUAUCUUGAUAUCUUACUUAUCUCGCUCUUCUUUUCUAUCAUUUAUAUAUUAAUCUUACUGAGAAUAUACUGGCAAGUACUGUCUAAGUAGUUUCGAGCGUUAAAACCUUUGAAAAGUAUCUCAAUGUAUUCAAAUUAUUUUAAAGAAGAAAUUACAUCUUGUUAGUUCGUAAAAGGAUACAACAUUAUGACUGAUACAUAGUGGAAUUACGUGAAAUUUUCUCUUUUCAGUGAAAAUAGCCAUGAAAUUGAGGUUUAUAUUUUGUAUUUCCUUGUAAGAGGCAAAAAGAUCCAGCUACUUCCAUAGUCAGAUAAUUGAAUGACUUUCUUUUAAUAAGCAAUCAUUAUUUUAAUGUGUUUAACAUAAUUAUGGACGUAAUUUUCUUUCGCAGUCGAUGUUUAUGCAACUACAUGGAUCUUUAUUAUUUAUCAGUAUUAAUUUGAUUCAGUUGUGCGUAAAGAUCGUCUGAUUUCGCGGUUAUCAGCAGUUACUAGAUAAAGAGUGGAGGAGAUAGAAUGUAAUCAAUCGCGACCUGAAGCUUGUGCAGAUCAAUUUUAUGUACAUAUCGCUUUACACAGUUUAUAGAACAAAUUAUUUUUAUUCAAUUCUAGUGUGCUUAUCUUAGUUGUAUUGCUGAUCAACACAACGUUUUUACUAGUCGCAUCAUUCUUAUUCUAUCAACCAAACGUGAUUAUAAUGUAUAUUUUAAAACGAAUUUCUUGAUUUUAGAGAAAUUGGUUUGAAAGACGAAGAGAUAGCGGAUAAUUUUGUCAUGGUAUAGAUAAAGGUGUAUUAUAAGUAGUGAGAUAAAUGUGUAUUACAAAUAGUGAGCAGUGAACGGUUUAUUUUUAUUAAUGUGUUUUGGAGUUUUUUUUUAUAAUCGAGAUUGUUCAUUACUGCGAUCCACAAUGAAAAUUAAUGACUGCAGUGUAUCAGAUACCAAAAUCAAAUUGUAUCUCAGGCAACUGCUGACAACUUUGGGACUAUUGAUAGGAAUCUCCGUGUCAGGUAUGUCAAAUGGUUACAGCGCGAUUCUUCUCCCGCAGCUGAAGGCAAUUUCGAUCAAUGGCAGUGAAUCUGUGGACGAGGAUUAUUUCGGUACGCUCAGCAUUGACCAAGAGUCGUGGAUCGCAGCAGGUUCGGUUCUGCCAAUAGCUCCCGGAUGUUGGACCGGUGGAUUUAUAGUGGAAAAACUCGGCAGAAAGACUUCGCUUUUAGUACUGUUUCCUGUGUAUCUUGUCAGUUGGCUAAUUAUCGGCUUUGCCAACAGCGUGAAAGUUUUGAUAGCAGGCAGACUGCUCUGUGGCUACUGCGUCGGAGUCCUGGCGCCUAUAUAUCCGAUCUACGUGAGUGAAACGAGUGACCCUCUUCUACGUGGCGUUCUGCUGGGGGCGCUUACCUUCACUCUCUCGUUCGGUAUAUUGGCGUGUCACGCGAUGGGAACUUGGCUGCAUUGGCGAACCACCGCGUAUAUCUGCGGCGUGUUCCCCGUAAUCUCUUGGAUCGUCUGCAUCUACUCGCAAGAGAGUCCAUUGUGGCUGCUCGGUAAAGGCAAGAUCGAAGAGGCGAGGCGCUCCUGGAUAUUUCUCCGUGGCGAGGAGUCGCUCGAGGAGUUCUCCCUGCUGGAAAGCGCCAGGCUCGCGGAAAUGUCGGGAAAGAAAACCGGGAAACGAUCGUUACUGCUUUCGCUUAGGAAGACGUGGUCCUCGCGAUACUUUCUGAAACCUUUCAUCAUCGUUUGUCUGUACUUCUUUAUUAUGCAGUUCUCAGGUACUAACGUAAUGUCCUUCUACUGUGUCGAAAUGUUGGCGGAUGUUUCGGACCCUGCGUACGCGUAUCUGAUAACGCUGAUUAUCGACGCGAUUCGCAUUAUAUUCGCCAUUAUUGGGUGCGUUCUUCUGAAAACAUGCCGCGGGCGCACCUUGACGUUCGUAUCCGGCUUCGGCACAGCUAUCACCUUGCUGUCUUUCAGUGCGUGCUUGACAUUUGAUAUUGGAAGACCCUGGAUCCCUGUGAUCCUACUCGUCGCUUACGUCGGCCUGUUGUCAUUGGGACUGAUCACCUUACCUUGGAUGCUUUGCGGUGAGGUAUUUUCGAGAAAGCAUCGUGGGCUUGGUUCUGGAUUAACGUCCGGCUUCAAUUUUAUAUGUUUCUUCGUGGUGAUCAAAACGAUGCCGCUUAUGGUGGAAUUUAUAAAGUCUGAAGGUACAUUCGCCGUUUAUGGCUUCGUCACACUGAUUGGGACUAGUGUUUUAUAUUUUGUUCUUCCCGAAACAAAAAACAAAACUUUGCAAGAGAUUCAGAUGUAUUUUGGCCAAAAAUCUUAUACACCAAAAGCAGACAGUGUAGACGUAUCGCUUCACGAGUGCUUUUCUUCCGAGAAAAAUGAAGUAGAUGAGAAAAUGAUGAAUGAUGAUCGCUUGAUGAAUGAUGAUCGUGUAAUGACUAGAGAUUACUAAAUAUAAUAGGUGUGAGUAUAUGAGUAUAUGGAUAUAUCGUAAUAGGUUAUGUAUUUAUGUACGACAUGAAUGGAAUUCGUAGAUUUUAUUUUAGUAUAGAAUUACCAUUCCUUUCCACAUCCUUAAAAGAGAGGCGUGCAUAGGUAUGUCCGUGUCGCAUAUUACGUUUUCUCUUUCGGCUGCUUUUGAAAAAUUUACGUAAUUUGUAACUCGAGACCUGAGAUUACUAGACUUCAGGGGUUGCGGCAAUAAUGCAUUUGACGGUAAUGUGACUGCACUACCGCAAGCAAUUUCGCAUUGCCGUAAGUGACGACGCGACGCAUUCUUCGAGCGGAUAUAUUUUGGCCGUACCGUAAAAUUAACCGAUGCGUCGAAAUAAUGACUCUGCGGCCGUCGGGACGAGAGCGGCGAGAGCAAUAGAAAUUUAACUGCGAGCCUUGCCAGUAUGACAGACCGUAAAAUUGCGUUCUCACGUGAUUAUUGCUCGGACCACUUACCGCAGCUGAUGGAAAUUACGGUCCAUCCCGGCGGUUCGCGUGACGUUUUGCGGGCCGCGCAAUGACUUAGGCGCGUACGCAAGUGAAAUAUGAUGGCGGUGCUGUCGGGGUUAUUAAAAUGCGAAGAAUCCUGAUUCAUUGCCUUUCGUCGAGAUUUCAAGGCGAUGAAGAUAAAGAUUGUUUCCGGCUUCCGGUUUGAUGGACGCAUCUGCUAUCGCAUAUAUAAUAAGCGCGGAUAUUAAAGUUUCUCAGUAGCGAGUGACGCAUGUUUUCGCUUCUGACUCGCAUUAUUCUUUGCGUCGUACAAAUCGUCAUAAAUCACAUGAUAAUCGAAUUCGGCAAUGAUGAAUUUAAUCUUUUUGUAUUGGACUGCCUUUUACUUAUCGUUCGUUACUUCACAGUAAUUUAUAGGUAGAUCUUUCAGAUACCAUUCUCUUCCUGUUGAUACGAUUUAAAUCUCAAAGCAUCAAAGGCAAGCGCAAUAAAGAAUCACGCUAAACUCUACGGUGGUUUUUCUUUUUUUAAUUUUAUCCCCAAUCCUAACUCAUUACCCUCUUUUUUUCAAUCACGCUCUUACCCGACUCGCCUCGCGUUGAUUAUUGUAAGCACGCAAAGCGGUCGUUACGUUAUCCUUGCUUCUCUUUACUACAGCCAUUUUCGAUCAGUACUCUUCUUCGCGAAACACAAUUCGCGGUCAAAAAAUAUUAGCCGAAAAUCUUGCGGUGACAAAAUGUCACUUAUAUUGUAACCGCAUAUGCUCUUUCUCUUUAUUUUCUUUAUUACAGUUUUAUGUAUUAAUGAAAAAAUUUUGAAUAAUAUGCAUUUGUGUACAAUUAGCUUAGCUUGGUUGACAGACGAAUGGGAAACGAACACAUUUUCUACCAUGAACAAGAAAUCCGACGUUUUGAAAGAUUUUACGGAUCGACAAUGACUGGGAAUGAAAAGUCGACGGUAUCAAACGUGAUUUAUAACGAUAAGGACAAUCUCGGCCCAAUUUCCCACGCGCGACGUGCCCGAACUGCAUAUAAUCUUCAUGAAUGCGUAAUGACCCGUCGUGCGUCCUCUCCCGUGGCCCAUUCAGGAAGGUCUCGUGUAAUGGAGGGGAAUAAAAACUAGGUGGUCUCUACGCGAUAGCACCGCGCCAAUGGCGCUUUUUGCGUCGACGAUGAACCACUUCAGACUUCUCUUCGAUCUACCGCCCUGAGAAGCUUAACGGCGGAAAAUGCAGCCAAGCGAGAAGCGUUUAGCACUCGCGAGACAUUCAUACUGAUUCAGUUCGUGCGAGCCUUGAUGGUACAUCAUAUUAUAAAUAUAUUACCGCAAUGUAAAAAAGACACUGGCUAUUGCAGUUGUGUUACGUGAAUUCUUAGCAUCUUUGUGUCUUCGACAGGAAUAUGAUGAAAAAAAAACUCAUUUGAUAAAAACAUAUUGUGUGAAACCAAUAGAAUUCGUUUCGAAAAGUGAAAGUGUUGACUCAGAGAGAAAAAAAUAAAAUAUCGCGGAUUAGAGAAAUGUUCAUCUAUUUGCCAUCGUUUUCGAUAUAUCAAACAUCAAAUAUUGGGUUUGCAAAUAUAAGUCAAAAUACAUGUUAACUUUGGCAACGAAAAAGUGAUUUUAUUAUUUAUUCACGUAGCGGCAAAAAGUAUUUUAAAAAAAAUUGAGCGAUUAUUUGCAGUUUCAGAUAUUCCGUGCAAUACUAAUUUUGAGGAUAACACAAAGAUCGUGUGCAGUUCGGCGCGGUUGUAAAAAUGAGGAUGAUCGGUAGCAAGACUGUCAGUAAAAUAAAAUCGUAACUUGACGCGGAAUCGCGUGCGUCGCGUGAGUUUUACUUCAUAAACAUUCCUCGCGGUCAUCAUCGCCCGCCGUUUUGUGUUUGCGGCUCAGAAAUGACAUCUUCGACGUUACGCGUCCACCGCUAUGCAAAGCGAUUAGACACGAAUUACAUUUCUGCCUCCGCGAUUCCUGAUGGUAUAUAGAAUGUAGAUUGCCAGUUUCGAAAAAUUUAGGCGGCUUCUGUCUCGCCCGACGCAAUAAAGCGCAACUCCAUUUGCAUUAAAUUUUUCAAACGCCACUGCAAGCGGUACUUUUUAUCGCGACAUCGCGCGGUGCACAGUCGUGUCGCUUAAAGCGUAACCGCUGUUUAUGCGUAUUUUUUUUUUCCAAGGGAUGCACGCUUUGUCCAGCUUAAUAAAUCGUAUUUGCGGCCAUUUGUAGCGCAAUCCCUGUAAUCGCGGGCUUCUUUUUGACAUAUGUUUCGCGCGGGGCUAAUAAAUUGAGAUUACAUGUGCCGCCCACAGCACUAUCUUUCGUAUUUUAUAUGAUUUUACAUGAUUUAAUCGCGAAAUUCAUCGUCGUACAAUCUAUCAAUGUACGAAACGUAUAUAAUUAAUUCUCUACAAAAUUAUUUAGGGUUGACGAAAUGUUUAGAAGCUCGAGGAGAAGCAUUUCAGUCGCGCGUCGACAGUUUGUCACUUUCGGUGAGUAACACAAACUCUCCGAUGUCAUUAGAAAAUUUAUACGAGCUGGAGGACAGAACGUUGAUUAAAUCCGGGCAUCCAGCAGGGCUUCGCGAUUCUCUGACAAAAUUGAAGGAGUGAUCUCCAGCCGCUGCGAGUAAUCGCGAAACGAGGUGGUCUCUGUGAGAGUAAAAGAAAGUAGAACUUUAUCAAGUCCUAGGAAUCCACUGACAGCGGCGGGAAAAGAAAGUAAUGGAAGGGUACCGGUUCGCACUUUGGAGCUAAGGAACGGGAGAUAAAGGUUGACCGGUUUAUCUUCGAAACAGGAAGGACAUUAUCCUGCAUCGAGAGAGAGAGAGAGAGAGUUUUUGUUUUAAAUUAAAUUAAAUCUUUAUCGUCUACCGUCUUCUGUUAUUCUGUGCGACGUUUCUUAACACUCCAUAGCUUUUGCGAUUAUUUCCAAUUGCAAUUAGAAGGACUUUUAAAAUAAUUUCUUUUACUGUUUUUCUACGGUUGUUAUGCUAUGGCAUGUUCUAUUUCCAAUUUGAUUGAGUUUAAAAAAAAACGAUAAAUUCAAUAUUCUGACUCUAUGCAAUCGCCUCAGGAAUAAAAAACAAACAUAUUUUUAAAUAUUUUUAACGAAAAAAAUACAAAUAUUACAUUGAAAUGGAGAUUAAAAGCAUAAGUGAAAUAAAAGAAAUAACAGAUCUUUUACUAAAACAAGAAAACCAAACUCAACGAUUUAUCCCGACAUUGCUCAACGACGAGAUUAACUCUACUUUCGACCGCUAACGAAAAUGUCGUUCCUCGCAUCAGUUCUGCUUAAGAGCCUGGCAGGGUGAUAAAAAGGAACUGGAUUUUCCGAGACCUCUUUUCCUCCUUGCUCUUUUCUCCGCUCUCUUGCGGCGCCUGCGGUGGCAAUAAUUUGCAAUUUUUGUGAAACGUAUACGAAGCCGGAGGUAAUGUCGGAAUCGACUUUAGGAACAACACUCUGAAAGUUUCGUGGACCGUGAUGAUGCUGUUUGCUAUAAAGUCACAAGUUAACCGGCAGGUAAUAAAGUUGCUGGUGUUCUAAAUAUGACGGUGAAGUGCAACUUUGUUGUAUUGUUUUCUUUUAAUGACGUUAUGAACUUUUCUACGAUGUAUUUAUAACAAUCGUUAGUUUAAUGAAGAUGUACUGAAGAUAUUGCAAUUACAUAUCGAUAAUUUUUUUCUUUGGAAAUGUAUAUAUUUCUAUAUUUUGCAGAAUAUUUGUAAUUCAAUUGUAAGAACAAACAAAUAAUGGUUAAUAAUGAUUAAUAAUGUUUAUAAUGGUUAUAUGGUUAAUAAUGAUUAGGUAAAAGAAUAGAGUUACGAAAAAGUUACGAAAAUAUUUGA